AUGGACAAGCACAGCGCCAUCGCAUUCGGUGUGGCUGCCGGUCUAGGCGUCGGGUACCUCCUGGGAAAAGCGCACCCUAGAGCUCCUCUUGCAGCGAACGGUGGCACAGAGCUGUCAGAACGUGCCAAGGACUUGGACGAGGUGGAGCGCCUCAUUCGUGCCAAUAUUCUUGCCCUCACGCCAUAUCGCUGUGCUCGCGAUGACUACGAUCAAGGCAUUCUGCUCGAUGCCAAUGAAAACAGUUUGGGUCCACCACUGUCGGGUUAUGAGCAACUACAAGCCAUGCGACUAGAGCGCUAUCCGUGUCCGUAUCAGUUUGAGCUGAAGAAGGCUAUUACCGAUUACAGGAAUCAUAAUGCGACGGAGACGAUCAGCCAGGCAAACACGUUCUUGGGCGUUGGAAGCGACGAAGCCAUUGACUUGAUCAUUCGCGUUGCUUGCACUCCUCGUGUAGACAACGUUUUGAUUACACCGCCGACCUACGGCAUGUACAGUGUCUGUGCCAACAUCCACGAUGUAGCAAUUGUCUCUGUGCCGCUGCAAAUCGAAGCACCGGCAGAGAAUCUUACCGGACUGAAGCCAGGCCUUCCCCAGCCAUCCUUUCACAUUGACCCUCGAGAGAUUUUGCAUGCCGUCACUCCAUUGACGAAGGUCAUUUUCCUGUGCAGUCCCGGCAAUCCCACGGCCAAUGUGCUGCGCCUCAAGGACGUGGAAGCCAUUCUGGAGUCAGAGGAGUACAAGGGUUUUGUGGUAGUGGAUGAAGCAUAUAUUGACUUUUCUAACACCUCGAGCUUAUGCACGAUGGUGAACAAGCACAGGCGGCUCAUUGUGCUGCAGACGCUCUCGAAGGGCUUUGGGCUUGCAGGCAUUCGUCUGGGUAUUGCCUUUGGUGACCCGAAGCUGAUCCAAGUGCUCAACAAUGUAAAAGCUCCUUACAACAUUAGCAAGCUGACGUCGGAUGUUGCGCGCAAGGCUUUCUCAAACCUGGAGGAGCUGCACAAGAGCGUGUCCCUCAUCAAGGAGGAGAAACACCGAGUGAUUGCGGAGCUACAGAAGCUCCCUUUCGUGCGCCGUAUCUACGCCUCGGACUCGAACUUUGUGCUUUUCGAGAUUCCGCACGCGCUCAAAGUCUACCGCGAAAUGGCCAGUCGUGGAGUGGUCAUUCGUUAUCGCGGCAAGGAGCAUCUACUUGCUGACUGCGUCCGUGCAACGAUCGGCUCUCGUACCGAAAACGAUCGCAUGCUUGAGUUGCUUGUGGAAGUAAUGGGCGAACAGUAA
This is a messenger RNA of Hyaloperonospora brassicae, 1278 nucleotides long. The record is from the annotation of a GenBank genome assembly. NCBI's taxonomy places the organism in Eukaryota, Oomycota, Peronosporomycetes, Peronosporales, Peronosporaceae.